Aspergillus clavatus NRRL 1 is the source of this 1650-nucleotide messenger RNA. RefSeq names its product putative MFS lactose permease. Gene Ontology annotation, cellular component: membrane. Gene Ontology annotation, molecular function: carbohydrate:proton symporter activity. The coding region runs from base 1 to 1650 and encodes 549 amino acids. The transcript is spliced from 5 exons. Lineage: Eukaryota; Fungi; Ascomycota; Eurotiomycetes; Eurotiales; Aspergillaceae. Gene Ontology annotation, biological process: transmembrane transport; carbohydrate transport. The record is from RefSeq and is a predicted model, not a curated record.
AUGCAGCGUCUCAACUCCAACGACACGGCGGCCAGGAUGCUGUACUAUCCGGACGAUGCGCAUCUUCGCGGCGUCAACAAUGCCGCCCUGGCCAUGGCGACCAUCCAGCAGAAGCCGCGGAAAUGGAGCAAGAACAUGUGCAAGUUAUACUGGUGCAUUGCCGUCGCGACGCUCAAUUCCUGCAUCAACGGGUACGACGGCUCGCUGAUGGGCUCCAUCAACAGCUACAAACAAUACCGCGAGUACUUUGGCUUCGAUCCGGAAGACGGAACUCCCGAGACGGGCAUUGUGUACGCUAUCUAUACGAUUGGGAAUAUCGUGGGCUCGUUCUUCGCGGGUCCAUUCACUGAUUUCAAAGGCCGACGAGUGGGAAUGGCCCUCGGCGCCUUCUUCAUCAUCGUCGGCACCGUCGUCCAGGCCACCUGCUUCAACCUCGCCGGCUUCAUGGCCGGCCGCUUCAUCCUGGGCUUCGGCGUCGCCAUCUCCGCCACCGCAGGGCCGGCCUACGUCUCCGAGAUCGCGCAUCCGUCGUUCCGCGGAUCCCUGACGGGCUUGUACAACGUGCUGUGGUUUGCAGGCGGGAUUCCAGGGACGUUCAUCCCGUGGCGCACGAGCAUGAUCGAAGGCACGCAGAGCUGGCGCAUCCCCGUCUGGGUGCAGAUGGUGUUUGCGGGACUGAUCCUGCUACUGUGCUGGACAAUUCCAGAGAGCCCCCGAUGGCUGAUUUCCCGCGACAAACACGAAGAAGCCCUCCGCGUGCUGGCCACCUACCACGGCGACGGCGACCGCAACGCUCCUGUGGUGCAGCUCGAGUACCGUGAGAUGGUCGAGGAUAUCUCCAACAUCGGCUCCGACAAGCGCUGGUGGGAUUACCGCGAGCUGUUCAACACGCGCGAGGUGCGCUACCGCUCCAUGCUGGUUAUGCUUAUGGCCUUCUUCGGGCAGUGGUCCGGGAACGGCCCGGUCUCAUAUUACUAUCCACAGAUGCUUGCAGGCGCCGGCAUCACAUCCAACGAGACCCGGCUGCUCCUGCAGGGUCUGCAAAACGUCGUGCAGUUCGUCGGCGCGAUCAUCGGCGCGCUACUCACCGACCGCAUGGGCCGGCGGCCGCAGCUCCUCACCUCGACGGCGUUGAUGGUCGUGCUGUUCUCGAUCAUGCUGACGCUCAACGCGACGAACGUCGGGCAGGCGGCCGACGGGACGGCCGUGGCCAAGAGCGCGGUCGUGGCGCGCGCGCAGAUCGCCAUGAUCUUCCUCUUCGGGUUCGUCUACUCGGCGGGCUGGACGCCGAACCAGGCCAUGUAUCCCGUGGAGUGUCUGCGGUACGAGGCGCGGGCCAAGGGAAUGGGGAUGAACAAUUUCUUCGUCAACAUCGCCUCGUUCUACAAUACCUUUGUGACGGGGAUUGCGUUUACGCAGGCCGGCUGGAAGUACUACUUCCUGUUCAUCUUCUGGGAUAUGCUCGAGUUUGCGGCGAUUUACUUCCUGUUUGUGGAGACGAGUCGGCGCACGCUGGAGGAGUUGACGGCCAUCUUCCAGUCGAAGAAUCCCGUCAAGGCGUCGUUGAUGCGCGACGAGCUGUUGAUUCCCGAGGUUGAUGCGGGAGUCGAGAUGAAGAGGAAGGAUUGUCAUCGGAAGUAUGACGAUUAG